Molecule: messenger RNA, 611 nt
Organism: Xiphophorus couchianus (Monterrey platyfish)
Lineage: Eukaryota; Metazoa; Chordata; Actinopteri; Cyprinodontiformes; Poeciliidae
Product: adenosine deaminase 2-A-like
Exons: 3
Coding region: 16-567 (183 amino acids)
Biological process (GO): inosine biosynthetic process; adenosine catabolic process
Molecular function (GO): adenosine deaminase activity
Source: RefSeq, a predicted model, not a curated record
UAUCCUAGACCAAAAAUGUUACAUUUUAUUCAUGCGGUUACUGUGGGAGUGACAAUCAGCCAAUUUACAUCCAGAUCACCACCUCUAAUAUAUGUAAAAAUUCUUUCCACGUCCGCAGAUGAUGAAGGCACAGACGUAGAUCAGAACAUUCUAGAUGCUCUUCUCUUCAAUACCUCUCGUAUCGGGCACGGCUAUGCUCUGGCACACCAUCCUCUCGCCAAAGAGCUUUCCAGGAAGAGGAACGUAGCUGUGGAGCUCUGCCCAAUCUCUAACCAGGUGCUGAAGCUGGUGUCGGAUCUGAGGAACCACCCUGCAGCCGUUCUGAUGUCCGAGGGUCACCCUCUGGUGAUCAGCUCAGAUGAUCCCGCUCUCUUCGGCUCAACUGGACUCUCCUACGACUUUUACGAAGCCUUUGUAGGAAUCGGAGGUCUGAAGGCCAGUCUGGGCACGCUGAAAGAGCUGGCCGCCAACUCCAUCAGGUACAGCUCGCUGCCAGCUCAUUUUAAAGACAGAGCUUUCGCCAUGUGGCAAAACAAAUGGGACGCCUUCAUCUCUGAUAAUUCGUGACUGUCCAAUUAUAACUGAUCCUGUUUGACUUGAACUAUAAUAUU